GGAGAGCAGGAGGUGUAGUGCGACGAGAAAAUUCCUUCACUGGUUUUCGUACUUCUAUUGCGCAGAGCUAGUUAGUUGUGCCAGUCGUUUUCGUAUUCGUUUCGCUUUUCAUCCUGAGUUGGCCGCAAAAACCGGCCCUGCCGACGAGUCGCGGUCGCGGCUGCGCAGUUUUUGUGAGGGAAAAGCCAAAGCGCAGAUGUGUUUAACACUGCAGUGCUUCAUUUCGAUCUGGCGAACGGUUAUUAAGCAUUGUCCCCCCUCGUCUUCCUCUUCCAAGAACAUUCAUCAUCGCAUUUCGUACACAUCAGUACUCCAUAUCCGCAGCGAGGAAGGGCCUUGUGGUCGUCGAUCACCACAUCUAGUUGGACUACCGAUUUCAUUUUAGCAAGAUAGAACCACCAGAAAGAGAAAUCGGCAAAAUCCUUUCGGAGUUGCAAGCAAUAAAACGAAAAAUACAAAUCGCAGUCAGACGAAGAUGCCAUUGCUCAGGUUGCAGGAACUUUUUUCUAUCAAUACCGACGGCGGAUUGCUGUCCCAACAAGAGGUCGCGGCCGUUACCCCGAACAGCAGCGGUGCCUGCGAGAGCCGCGCCAGACACGACCACCUUCGUCCUAUUUCUGCAGAAAACACAAACAGCAUGAUUUUCCGAAACAAAACCCACAGAGCCUUCACCUCUAUGGGAUCGUUUCAACGAUUAAAAUAAAAAAAAUUAAUUUUUUGCAAUUCAAGGGGUUAUAUAAAAUGAAAAUCAUCAGAAGGUGAUGCGGGAACUGCCGCCGUCGCGGGCCUCCCAGGUGAACAUCUCCGGCUUGUGUUUUGUUCAUGGUAAUGAAAUAACUAGACACGUCCCAACUUAAGCUAGUUGAAAUGAUAUGGAAGCUGGAGUCUGUCAUCGCGGCAGGAGCAGUUCUAAUACCAAGCGCCUUGGUAUGGAGAACGUCGCCAGGGCGAUCCGGGCCCUCCUCCGCGCCCCCUCCGGACGCCGGAAAUACAUGGGGGGGAUCCACGCGCGCAGAGAAGAGCUGCUGGCCGAUAUCUUGGGCCCGGAGAAGGCGACGCCAACCGACACGGAGCCCAGUGAGGCCCUGCAGGAGUAUCGCGAGCAGAACGGUGGAGGAGGCGACGCUGCGGAUAUGUUGGGCAAAAGCAUCCUAAAGAGUAGCUUUUUCGUAAGGAAAAGCGUCAACUUUUGACGCGCCUCAUUUUGAUGCCAAAAAUGAGCUUGCGGGACGUCUCCCAGAGACGUCCCCAGGGACGUCAUUAACUUUGGCUAUUCCCACUUAGUCAAUCCAUUUCCAUAUCGCGGAAAAUAGACGUCUUUUUGGACGUCUCUGGGCGUCUAAUUAAUCGCGAUCCUCCAGCUCUAAAAGGAACUCAGGAACUCCCACUCUGAAACUGAUGACCAAAACCACGAAAGUUGCUCCGUCCGUUGAGGUGCGAGAUCUCAAUACUACAACGCCACACAUUUUCAGGCUUUGCCGCACCAGCUUCCUCUUGGGAUGUAUUCGAAAGCCAUCACAUUGCCCCAUAAACUCCACCGGUCGAAACCAGCAUAGCGUCGCUGCUACGUGACGGGGCCCCAGACGAGCCGGAGAGCGAGGGACCACGCAGACGCCCAGCUUGUGGGCCGCAAAGACGGAGCCAAGCUUCCUGCUUCCUUUGCAUUCUUAAACCUUGUUCAACUACAUACCAUUUUAACUAGCUGAAGUUGGGACGUGUCUAGCUAUUUCAUUACCAUAAACAAAACACAAUCCGGAGACGUUCACCUCGGAGGCCCGCGACGACGGCAGUUUCCACGUCGCACUCUGAUGAUUUUCAUUUUGUAUGACCUCUUGAAUAAAUAAAAAUUAAUUUUUUUAAUUUUAAUCGUUGAAACGAUCCCAUAACCUCGUUUGCCGUGCCGCAAAUUAGCUUUAGCAUGAAAGGCGUUCCCCGCGACGAAAACGGACGGAUCCUCUGCUGCGGCGACGGGUCGAAAAAGAACUUUUACACAUGCGGUAUGGAAUGCAAAAACGAGCCCCGGGUGGGCGGUGUUCCGAAGCACGCGUCGCGGAAAAAUCGGGUGCCGCCGGAUGCCAUGACGAGACCGCCUUUCGACUUCUACAAACCGCCGGAGGACCCGAGUUUGGACACGGAACUCAGGUUCGGGUGGCCAUAUGGGAUGUGAAAUAAGUAGGAGGAUCUAGUAUGUGUCGCUGUACUUACAGGAAGGCCGCUCGUAGUCAUGAAAAACGGGCAUGGCAAACUGGCCAGUUGACCUUUCAUUUUUCUGCGAUUUUGCUACAUAAUAAAUUUGAUCUGAUGAAAUAGAAAGACAGUUGUACGCAUGGACGAGGAGGAGCUGCAGAGUGUAUUUCAAUUUUUCAUGCGAUUCUGAGACCUCCACCUCGGAGUGCUUCCUGUAUGCACCUCCCGAGUCAUUAGAGACUCACUACUUUUUCCCCCGACAAGCCAACGCAGGAACAGGAAGACGAUGCGAUCUAUGGCAAAACGCCAGGCGCAGCGGGUGGCGGUCCACCACCGUCUCCGGGACAAGAGCUUUCUUACGUCGACGCGCAAAACCGAGGGCACGUGCCAACUUUUCGAUUGCCGCCGCGAUUGCCUAUCACGCUGAAAUAAUGCUGGCUUCUUUGCAAAAGAUACGAUAUUUGCAUUGAAAGAUCCGAAAUAACAUCAUUCAGCAUGUCUUUCACUUUCUGUUUGUUCUUCUAGCACCCGCUCGUGCCUGAGCUGGACGACCGACAGACGAGCGGGGAGAAAAGCCAAUUGCUUUUGCACUCUUCGGUUGCGGCAGCUACAGGUCGGUCUAGGAUCAUGAGAGUCAGUAUGCGUGCGCGUUCUCGUUGUACCUGUCUCGAAGCAUUUCAAUAAGUAGCUAGACGCACGACAAGGAAGGCCUACUUUUCUGUGUGAUACGGUCUUUCGGCUUCAAAAAGCUUCCCGAGUACAUGAAUAUCGGGCACGUCGAGGAGAAAGCGCCGAGCGAGUGGCACUUCAACGACAAAACACGGAUACUGCGAUAACACGGACGAGGGGAAGCGCAGCAAGGGACUGUAUCCGCUUCCCUCACGACCGUCAGUUGCGGAUUUUCGAUUACUACCGGGCUGCGGUAGUAAAGGCGGCAAUUUUUCUUGCAGGCCUUUUUGCGAACGCGUCCGCUCGACAGAUGACUGGACCGACUGGUGCGAACUGCUGGCGCUGGUGGAAAAUCCGAGGCAUCAGUUGAUGUGCCGAGGAAUCGGUUGAUGUGCCGAGACAUCAGUUGAACCCUCCAAAGUAGCAGGAGGUGAAAGAAACUCUGCUCAGUCGAAUUCAGAAACUGUGUGCAUCAGGAGCCUCGUGUGUUGAUUGACAGUUGUCAUGAAGAAGUUGUAGUGUGAGUGCUGCUUUUCAUUUCCCUAUUCGUGACGGGGAGGUGCAGUGCUUUGACAAGUCUACGAAGAGAGACGACUCGGACAAAGAAAAUGUGUCUGAACGAACUUACGG
This is a messenger RNA of Amoebophrya sp. A120, 3486 nucleotides long. NCBI's taxonomy places the organism in Eukaryota, Dinophyceae, Syndiniales, Amoebophryaceae. The record is from the annotation of a GenBank genome assembly.